Messenger RNA from Capronia coronata CBS 617.96, 1716 nucleotides. RefSeq names its product CDC7 protein kinase. The transcript is spliced from 2 exons. The record is from RefSeq and is a predicted model, not a curated record. Gene Ontology annotation, biological process: protein phosphorylation; mitotic DNA damage checkpoint signaling. Gene Ontology annotation, molecular function: protein serine/threonine kinase activity; ATP binding. Lineage: Eukaryota; Fungi; Ascomycota; Eurotiomycetes; Chaetothyriales; Herpotrichiellaceae. Gene Ontology annotation, cellular component: nucleus. The coding region runs from base 1 to 1716 and encodes 571 amino acids.
AUGAAAUUGGCAAAGACCGCCAAAGGCCUUCUCAAGGGCCUGGCACCAAAACAGAGCGAGCAGAAGACAACAAAGAACUCAAAGACCUCAAAGACGUCGCAGACCCCCAACACUUCACGCACUCCCAGACAUGUUGUUCUGAGCCCCCCCGACCCGAGAAAUAGACCCCUUCGAGAAGCUGCGCGUCGUGCUGCGGAGGCACAGCGGGCCGCGACAGGGAAGGCUGCAGUCAUCCCGGGCAAGAGGCCGAGACACGACAUGGGACAUCCUGCCACCGCCAUUGCCAUCCACGAGGACGAAGACGUCUCCCUCCGCGAGACACGUCGAUUGGACAAGUCCGCCACGAAAGAGAUGGUUCCCCCACACUCUGAGGAAGAAGACUCUGUCGAGGGCUCCUGCUACUCUGAAGAGUCGGAGGACAGUGAGGAUGACAUUGACGAGAGUGUGGUGGAGGACAUGCGCAAACUGGAGGAGAACUUCAAGGGUAUCUCGCAGAGAUACAGACUCAUCAACCGCAUUGGCGAAGGUACAUUCUCGACCGUCUACAAAGCCGAACAACUCCCCCAGCCGGACGAGAUCGAUGGCCCUGACGAGAAUGUCGAACCUGCGGACGACUCCAACCCGGACAUGCCACCAUCCAAGAGACGGAAAACAAAUGCGGCGGUUGGCAUGGCUCGGAGGUCGCGACGCAAGCCGCAAAUGGUGGCUCUGAAGAAGAUCUACGUGACGUCCUCGCCGCAUCGCAUCCUGAAUGAACUGGAACUCCUACACGAGUUACGCGACUCGCCAUACAUCUGUCCUCUGCUCACGGCAUUCCGACACCUCGACCAGGUUGUCGCCGUGUUGCCGUACUUCAGACACUUGGAUUUCCGCCUCUACUAUCGGGACUUUCUGGUCAACGACAUGCGCCAUUAUUUCAGAAGCCUUUUCAACGGUCUUUGGCAUGUGCACAAGGCCGGCAUUCUGCAUCGGGACAUCAAGCCGACGAACUUCCUCUACGACCAUUCCAGGAGAGAGGGUGUCUUGGUGGACUUUGGGCUCGCCGAACGGCAAGGUACCGACUGGCAGCCAUGUCUAUGCACCGAGGCAAAGGAGAGACGGCGAGAAAAGUUCCUCAAUUCGUUCGCGGUGCAGGUCCUGCAGACCCAGCCUGACCUGAUAUCUACGGGGUACCCAAAGUCAGACAGCCGACCUUCACGAAGGGCGAAUCGAGCAGGCACGCGUGGGUUUCGCGCACCAGAAGUCCUACUCAAGUGCACGUCACAAACGACGAAGAUCGACAUCUGGUCGGCCGGUGUCAUCCUUCUCACGCUCCUGGCCAGGCGAUUCCCCUUCUUCAACAGCGCCGACGACGUCGACGCCAUGAUCGAGAUGGCCUCGAUCUUCGGCAGAAAGAAGAUGCAGGCGGUAGCCGCCAUGCACGGCCAACUAUUCGAGACGAACAUAGAAACCAUCGGCGAGCGUGGAUUUACCCUGGACAAGAUCAUCAUCUGGGCCAGCUGUCGUGAGAAGGACCACGAGUCUCUGCGCGCAGGCGAGGCUCAAGCGGUGUCGUUCCUCCAAGGUCUUCUCGAACUCGAUGCCAACAAACGGUUGUCGGCCAAGGAAGCAUUACAGCAUGAAUUCUUCACCGCACCCGUUGAAGACGAGGAAGAACGUGCCGAGCGAGAAGCCCAAGAAGCACUCGAGGAAGCGGAGGGGACGAGACGGUAUUGA